Messenger RNA from Triticum aestivum (bread wheat), 2316 nucleotides. RefSeq names its product L-type lectin-domain containing receptor kinase SIT2-like. NCBI's taxonomy places the organism in Eukaryota, Viridiplantae, Streptophyta, Magnoliopsida, Poales, Poaceae. The coding region runs from base 196 to 2214 and encodes 672 amino acids. The record is from RefSeq and is a predicted model, not a curated record. Gene Ontology annotation, biological process: protein phosphorylation. Gene Ontology annotation, molecular function: protein kinase activity; carbohydrate binding; ATP binding. The transcript has a single exon.
UUCACGCGCGCGCAAGCGGUUCUCGCGCGCGUGAUUUUCCCGCCGCCGCUGGAGCGCGGCAAAACGCCCCGUGCGCGCUAAAGGCUACGUUUACCCCGCGCGCGUCGUUUCGCGCGGCCGUUGGAGAUCCUCUAAAGUCCAUAAAACUACUGCUACAUAGCAAGAAUUGUGCAGGAGACACAGAAUGGACACGAGAUGCGGCUCAAGCCUGUAUCCGUCGUCUCCUUCCUCGUGUCGCUCCUCUUCCAGUUCCUCGCCGGCGGUGACGGGCACUUCAUCUACAACGGCUUUGAUGGUGCGUGGCUCGAACUCGACGGCAUGGCCGUGGUCGAGCCUGACGGCAAGCUCGCGCUCACCAACGUCACGUCCCAGCUCAAAGGCAGCGCCUUCCACCCGACGCCCCUCCGCUUCCACGAAACCAACGGCACCGUCGCACGCUCCUUCUCAGCAGCCUUCGUGUUCGCCAUUGUCACCGACCUGGUCACGGUGGGCGGAAACGGCCUCGCCUUCUUCGUCGGGCCGACCAAGAACUUGUCCAUGGCGUCGCCGAGCCAGUUCCUCGGCCUCUUCAACCCCCAGAACAACGGCAACGCGAGCAACCACGUCUUCGCCGUCGAGCUUGACACCAUCCUCAACCCGGAGUUUCGGGACAUCAACAGUAACCACGUCGGCGUCGACGUGAACGGCCUGGCAUCGGUCGUGGCCGAACCUGCAGGCUACUACGACGACGACACCGGCGAUUUCAGGAACCUGACUCUCAUCAGUGGUGAUGCCAUGCAAGUGUGGGUGGACUACGACGGCCGAUCCACGGUGCUCAACGUGACCCUCGCGCCUGUGGAGGCUCCCAGGCCCAAAAAGCCCCUCAUCUCCGUCACCGUCGAUCUCUCGCCGGUGCUGAACGGCACGGCGUACGUCGGCCUCUCGUCGUCGACGGGGCCGUUCCGCACGCGCCACUACGUGCUGGGCUGGAGCUUUGCGCUGGACGGGGCAGCGCCGCCGCUCGACUACUCAAACCUCCCCAAGCCGCCCCGCAUCGGCGACAGCAAGCGACGGUCCAAGGCGCGCGACGUCAUCCUUCCGGUGGCCACUCCGAUCCUCGCGCUCGCGGUGGUCGCCGGCGUCUCCCUGCUCUUGUGGCGGCGGUUGCGGUACGCGGAGCUGAGGGAGGAGUGGGAGGUGGAGUUCGGGCCGCACCGGUUGGCAUACAAGGAUCUGUACAUCGCCACCGGCGGCUUCGACGGCAAGCACCUUCUCGGCGUCGGCGGGUUCGGGAGGGUGUACAAGGGCGUGCUCCCGGCGUCCAAGAAGGAGGUGGCCGUCAAGGUCGUCGUGUCGCACGACGACGCGAAGCUGGGGAUGAAGCAGUUCGUCGCCGAGGUUGUCAGCCUCGGCCGCCUCCGGCACCGCAACAUCGUGCAGCUGCUCGGCUACUGCCGGCGCAAAGGCGAGCUCCUCCUGGUUUACGACUACAUGCCCAACGGCAGCCUGGACAAUUGGCUGUACGACCGGAACGCGACGCCGCUGGGCUGGGCGCAGAGGCUCAGCGCCAUUAGAGGCGUCGCGUCCGGCUUGCUCUACCUCCACGACGACUGGGAGAAAGUGGUGGUGCACCGGGACAUCAAGGCGAGCAACGUGCUCCUGGACGGCGAGAUGAACGCGCGGCUCGGCGACUUCGGGCUGGCCAAGCUGUACGACCGAGGCACCGACCCGCAGACUACCAGCGUGGUGGGCACCAUGGGUUACCUCGCGCCGGAGCUGGCGUGCACGCGGCGGGUCACGCCGGCCACAGACGUGUUUGCGUUCGGAGCGUUCGUGCUGGAGGUGGCCUGCGGCCGGCGGCCCAUCGAGCACGGCGCGGUCGACGACAACCGGCUGGUGCUCGCGGACUGGGUGCUCGAGCGCUGGCACAACGGGGACGUCACGGACACGGCGGACCCGCGGCUCUCCGGCGCCUACGAUGUCGAGGAGGCCGCGGCGGUGCUCAGGCUGGGCCUGGUGUGCUCCCACCCGGCGCCCGCUGCGAGGCCGUCGAUGCGGCAGGUGGUGCAGUACCUUGACGGCGACGUGCCGAUGCCCGAGCCGGCGCCGACGUAUCGGAGCUUCACCGCGGUGGCCUUGAUGCAGAACGCCAAGGGCAACGACUCCUACGUUGCUUCAUACCCGUUGUCUUCGGCGACUAGCGUCGGCGCAUCCUCUGUUCUCUCCGGGAGGUGAUGUUCGAAGGCCGAUCCCUGCCUCCCUGGCAACAACAUAGGAGUACGCUUGCCAGGGAUCACAACAUCUUCUGAUCUUUUUUUUUUUAGAUGAACAUCUCCU